AUCAAAUACGAAAACAGCAACAACCUGCUCAGACUUGAAAACCAUACGAACAACAUUUAGUGGAACCAAUGUUUUAAUCCUAUUGAUGUGACUUGAAAGACGUGAAUAAGCAAGAACCAUGAAACAUCAACAAAUAUGACAAGAAUGGACCAUUAACAUUUCAAUAUAAAGAGUUAGACCUUCCAGCAUUAAACAAAAACAACAACCAAAAACAAAAACUUUUUUGAUUUCAUGAAAAGCCAGCACAGGAAUUAUUAUAGAUUAGUGGUUAUUGACUAUGUCACACUUUAACUUUGAAAACGAGCUUAACAGUGUAUUGAGAAUGGAUGCACCAAUAUCUAAAGGGCCAACGAUGCGUUGGCAGAAGCGGAUGGACACUCACCCAGAUGGUAACAUUUCUGUGAACAGUUCUCUAAAUGCCAGUACCAGUACGACAACAGCCACAAGUAAAACUCCUAUGAAGAAUUUAAAUAGAUCUGUCAAUAACCCUAAUCCCAAAACGCCGUCAGCAGGGUCUGGAGGCAAGACACCGAAAUCUGGAGGCAAAACGAAAACUCCAGGAAAAGCUCCAAAGACACCCAGUGGUGGAGACCGCUUUAUUCCAAGUCGGAGUUCCUCGCAGUAUGACUUGGGUCACUUUAAGAUUAUGAACAGUAAUGUUAACACUGAUGAUGCAGAACUAUUAAGUCCUUCCCAGAAGGAAUACCAAAAAGUUAUGAGUGAAAACCUCAACGGCACAGACGUGGAAGCAGGAAAAGUUUUAUCCUACCAAACCAAGGCUCCUACAGCACCCGCUGGGUUCCAGAACCAUCUGCGCGUCGUGUACAGUAAAACCCCGGCCAGCACAGCCAAGAAGACAACACGCAAUAUACCUCAAGUCCCUGAGCGCAUCCUUGAUGCACCUGACAUCCUGGAUGAUUAUUACCUAAACCUGUUGGACUGGUCGGUCAACAAUCAUCUUGCUGUCUGUCUGGGUGGAAGUGUGUACCUGUGGAACGCUGCGUCUGGUGAUAUCAACCAACUCUGUCAGAUGGAGACAGCCGAUGAGUAUAUUGGGGCAGUGGCCUGGAUCAAGGAAGGGAAUUACCUGGCUGUAGGCACGAGUAACGGAGAAGUCCAGUUGUGGGACGUGGUGGCUACCAAGAGAUUGAGGAACAUGACGGGACAUUCUGCAAGAGUUGGAUCCCUGUCCUGGAACUCCUACAUCCUCAGCAGUGGGUCCAGAAGUGGUGCCAUACACCACCACGAUGUGCGGGUCCCAAACCAUCAUAUCGGUACAUUACAAGGCCACAACCAGGAAGUGUGUGGCCUGAAGUGGGCCCCGGACGGGAAGUUUCUGGCCAGUGGCGGUAACGACAAUCUCCUCAACAUCUGGGGAGCACAGGCAGGAGGUUUUAUCACAGAGAAUCAGCCCCUCUACACAUUCUCACAGCAUCAAGCUGCAGUUAAGGCAUUAGCCUGGUGUCCUUGGCAGUCUGGCUUAUUGGCCAGUGGCGGUGGCACUGCUGACCGACACAUCCGGUUCUGGAAUUGUAACACGGGAGCUUGUCUACAGAGUAUAGACACCAAAUCUCAGGUGUGUGCUCUGCAGUGGUCGAAAGAUUACAAAGAAUUGAUUUCAAGUCAUGGAUUUGCUCUCAACCAACUCACCAUUUGGAAGUAUCCAGUCAUGUCAAAGGUGGCAGAAUUAACCGGUCACACGGCUAGAGUGUUACAUAUGGCCAUGUCUCCUGAUGGCUCCACAGUCGUGUCAGCCGGAGCAGACGAAACACUCCGACUCUGGAAAUGUUUCCAAGUGGACGAACAGAAGAAGAAAGUGCAGGCCUCAUCAACAAAGGAUGCAAAGAGCAAACUUUCAAUGACAUCCAUCAGAUGAUUCUUUGUUAAACAAAACAUGCUAUUGUGUUCUUACCUUUCACCCCCGAAAUUAGGGAAAUGGACCAUACCGUUGUUGUUUUGGAUACUGCCUAAGAGAUAUUUGAGGGGUGGAAGGACCAGUAUUCUCAUUUUGCCAACCUGUGUUUGGCAAAUUUGAUGGUAUAUUGGAAUAUGCCACUAUGGUGCUGCCAAAGUGUUUGGCGACAUUCUCACUCUAAAACUAUCCUUUCUCAUGUUGUGUGGAAGUAUGUGCCUGAAAAAAUUCUUUAUGUUUACAAUGAUAUUUGUUACCAAUGUUCAACUGCUAAUAUCAUUAACCCAUACAAAUAAUAUACCUUAGAACUCAAAAAUCCUCUGUUGUGCAAAUAUUAAUUCUUGCAUUUGAUUAAUUCAUUUAUCAAUCAUGUUCUUUAGAUUUUGGUAUAAGAAGGUAACAUAAAUGUCAAUUUUCUAGAUAAUGGCUAUUCCAGCAAAAUAUUUACUCUUAUCAGAGGACUCUAGAAAAAAAA
Pecten maximus is the source of this 2387-nucleotide messenger RNA. Its product is annotated as cell division cycle protein 20 homolog. The transcript is spliced from 10 exons. Gene Ontology annotation, molecular function: anaphase-promoting complex binding; ubiquitin ligase activator activity; protein binding. Gene Ontology annotation, cellular component: anaphase-promoting complex. Gene Ontology annotation, biological process: anaphase-promoting complex-dependent catabolic process; positive regulation of anaphase-promoting complex-dependent catabolic process; positive regulation of ubiquitin protein ligase activity. The coding region runs from base 278 to 1876 and encodes 532 amino acids. The record is from RefSeq and is a predicted model, not a curated record. Lineage: Eukaryota; Metazoa; Mollusca; Bivalvia; Pectinida; Pectinidae.